This is a messenger RNA of Penicillium robsamsonii, 1092 nucleotides long. RefSeq lists its product as uncharacterized. The transcript has a single exon. The record is from RefSeq and is a predicted model, not a curated record. The coding region runs from base 1 to 1092 and encodes 363 amino acids. Lineage: Eukaryota; Fungi; Ascomycota; Eurotiomycetes; Eurotiales; Aspergillaceae.
AUGGGUGGAUUCUCUAUUCAAUUUGCCGAUUCAGAUCCUAUCAUCGCUACUCAUGAGAUACCCUCUAUAAAAGAUCUUCCGAAGGGAAUACGAUCCCCACAGGAUCUUCAGAAGUCGAUGCAGAGGAUCUCGAAUGCGAUUGGCAAAAUCGACUGGGCAUUGGAUAGAUCCAAUACCCUUGCCAUCGAAAAAGCAAACAGGAUGGUUUCCCAGGGCCAUUUAAAGGAUGAAAGAAUCUUCAACAUGCCAUACACGGACUGGGUUGGAAACCUGACUGUUCUUUGUGGCAGUCUAUGGGUAGUAGACGCGAGUCAGCUUCUCCUUGCCCGUGAGAUGGGAAUAAUUGAUAAACUGCCCUACAUGUCGCAGGAUUCCCUAGAUGAUCAUAACAGCGGUGAUCUUGUCGUCAACAUUUUAGCAUUACUUCAGAUAUCGUGGAUGUUCACUCAGCUUGGUGUGCGAUUAAGCCGACAUCUCCCAACAAGCCCGCUCGAGAUUUUUACCCUAUAUUUCGCAAUCUGCUCUUUGAUCACAUAUGUCAUGUUGAUCAGUAAGCCCCAAGAUGUCCGGACAGCAUAUACCAUCAAAGCUGUCAGACAUCCUUCCGCGGAAGACUUGAUCUACAUGGCCAAUGCUGGCCCGCUGAGCUAUGGUCCCAAAUACAACGUCUGGAUACCCAAUAACGCCAUGCAUAGAGAUGUCCGAAAUAAAGCGCCAGGAUACGCGAUGAGCAUGGCUUGCUUGUUUGCUCUAGUUCUAUUCGGCGCUACCCACUGCAUAGCAUGGAACUUUGAGUUCCCUACAGCCCCGGAGAAAUUAUUCUGGCGUCUGAGCUCGGUGGUAACGGCUGUUGCCAUGCCAUUUGCCUAUCUGAUUGAUCGGAUCUUGUAUUCAAGUUUUUUGAAGGUGUUCAAGAUCGAAAGUCAACCAAAGAUAUUAGAAUUGGUUGAGAAAUUUCUGAUGGUGCUCAUCGUGGUCGUGUUUAUUCUGGCGAGACUGUUUAUAACAGUCGAGGUCGUUCGCUCAUUGGCCUUUCUUCCUCCAGGCGCGUUUAUAGGUAGCUGGACAGCUAACAUCCCCCACGUUGAUUGA